Messenger RNA from Colletotrichum karsti, 1071 nucleotides. RefSeq lists its product as uncharacterized. The transcript has 6 exons. Lineage: Eukaryota; Fungi; Ascomycota; Sordariomycetes; Glomerellales; Glomerellaceae. The record is from RefSeq and is a predicted model, not a curated record. Bases 1 to 1071 code for a protein of 356 amino acids.
AUGUCUUCCCAAUCUUCUCGCCCCAACGGCCCUGCCAACCUCGGCCAGAACGUCCCUGCCAAAUACCGUUGCAGCCUUGGUGGCGAGUGGAAGCCGCUUCAGGGCUUCUCCAAGCGUCAGCAGAAGAUCCUCCAGGACAAGUUCAAGAACCGCUCUCGCAUCGAUCCCGCAAACACUGGCAUGAUUUGCCGUGUGCACUCUGGCGAGCCGCUCAAAGAGAUACUCUGCGAGGGACCCUGCAAUGAGGUUCGUGUCUUGGACGACUUCGCCAAGAACAACCGCACCAACGGCGUCUACAUCUGCAAGCACUGUCAGCAUUGGACAAACGUCCAAGAGCCUGGAUACGCUCCGUGGGCUGCUCCGAAGAACAAGCUCGACCCGCUAGAGGAGAUGGACGAUUUUGAGGGACGCAUGGCGACAGAGCCCUCGGAAAUCUUCGACUUUCACACCGGCAACGACAAGGCAAUCACCAUCGCCUACGGUGGCACCUCUCGUACCGGAAGCGAUGUUGCUGGUCGCUCCUUGCGUAUCGAGGAUAAUACCCGCCGGGUGAUCGCUCCCUCCGUCUCUGUCAGCUCCCACAGCACCGCUCCCAUGCGUCGCGCUGCAAGCUCCGUUGUGUCUGAUGACACCAUCACGAGCAGCCUGAACGAUCUCAACAUCGGCAACAACAAGAGCCAGGCCCAAGUAAAGACGCGAGCGCAGGCCACAGAGAAGAAGAUCCCUUACAACGCGUGGGAUUCCACUGGCCAGAAGCACACCCGCAACAAGACCCCGUCUGUUGUUUCUGGCAGCUUGGCAUCUGUGGUCAGCCAGUAUCAGAAGCCUCUCGAGACCAGAUCUAGCAAUGAGGUUCAAGGAGAGAAGUGCGGCGAGCAGAGCGACCCCUUUCUGAAGAACAACCCUUUCCCCAGCACCGGCAGAAGCGGCUUCGGAUCUGCUCCGGAGCGACAGUCCAGCCGAAGGCAGCUGACGAACAAGGAGCAUCAACAGAUGCAGAGAACGCUGCCCCAGCGUCGUAUCAUCAUGCCUUACCAGGAUGAUGAUGGCGUUGACGAGGAGUCUGACUGA